This is a messenger RNA of Acanthosepion pharaonis, 879 nucleotides long. NCBI's taxonomy places the organism in Eukaryota, Metazoa, Mollusca, Cephalopoda, Sepiida, Sepiidae. The record is from the annotation of a GenBank genome assembly.
AUGAAAUACAUCUACAAUUACCUAUCAUACUUAUCCUUUCUCCACCCUGAACAUCACAUUUGCAUAUCACCACACUCUUCAUAUCUGCUUUCUUUUCAUCUCUCUUUCUUUCUCUUCCUCUAUAUUUUCAUCUCUCUUUCCCUCUUUGACUCUCUACAUUUCUCUUUCUUUCUCUUCCUCUAUCUCUCCAUCUUUCUUUCUUUGUGUUCCUCUAUCUCUUCAUCACUCUUUCUUUCCCUUCCUUCCUCUUCAUCUCUCUCCUCCUCUUCUUCUUCUUCUCUCUCUCCAUCUUUCUUUUCUCUUCUUCUCUCCCCUUUUUUAGAUGAUUCUGCUUCCAAUCUAUCUAUCUAUCUAUCUAUCUAUCUAUCUAUCUAUCUAUUUUGGUCUCUUUAUUAUCUAUCUAUUUUGGACUCUUUAUUAUCUGUCUUAGUCUCUUCAUUAUAUAUUUAUCUACUUUGGUCUCUUCAUUAUCUAUCUAUCUAUCUUGAUCUCUUCAUUAUCUAUUUUGGUCUCUUCAUUAUCUAUCUAUCUAUCUAUCUAUCUAUCUAUCUAUCUAUCUAUCUAUUUUGGACUCUUUAUUAUCUAUCUAUCUAUCUUAGUCUCUUCAUUAUAUAUUUAUCUACUUUGGUCUCUUCAUUAUCUAUCUAUUUUUGUCUCUUCAUUAUCUAUCUAUUUAUUUACUUUGGUCUCUUCAUUAUCUAUCUAUCUAUCUAUCUAUCUAUCUAUCUAUCUAUCUAUCUAUCUAUCUCAGUCUCUUCACUAUCUAUCUAUCUAUCUAUCUAUCUAUCAGUGAAUCGUGAUCUAUUUAUUAUCUGUAGCUGGGUGUGGUUCGCAAAUAUAUUUACUUACCUUCUGUUCUUCCCAUCUCUUUACCUGUAG